UCCGUUCUGGUUCUAGUGGGUUCUUGUGGACUUUUUUCGGUGUGUCAUCACGAUUGUAAAGUGAAGUGUUGUUGGAGCUCAAAGUGCUGACUGAGCUUGAAGGUGCCACGUAGCUAGCCGGCUAAGAGGCUGCUUCAGUGUAUGGGAAUACUUCUUCUUGACGCACCGCUGUUGAGACUAGCGCCCUGGUGCCAUGACGAGGACGUGUAAGAACUGUGGCAGCACGGACAUUGAUGUGGACCAUGCACGGGGUGACGCCGUCUGCAUGGCCUGCGGCUCCGUGCUGGAGGACAACAUCAUUGUUUCCGAGGUCGAGUUUGUAGAGACGGGAGGUGGAGGGUCGCUGGCUGUAGGACAGUUUGUGUCCUCAGAAGGUGGAGCAAAGCUUCCGUCUUUUGGAGAUGGUCACCUGGCCAGUGCGGGCAAGGAGUCGCGAGCUCAGACGCUGCAGAGAGCCAAGCAGCACAUCACCACGCUGGGGCAUCAGCUGCAGCUCAACCAACACUGUCUUGACACCGCCUUCAACUUCUACAAGAUGGCGCUCGCCAAGCACCUGACGAGCGGACGCAGGUCUGCGCACGUCAUGGCCGCCUGCAUCUACAUGGUGUGUCGCACCGAGGGAACUCCGCACAUGCUUUUGGACCUCAGUGACAUCUUACAGGUCAACGUGUACACUUUAGGGAGAACCUUCCUGGCCCUGUCCAAAGAGCUGUGCAUCAAGGCUCCAGCUAUAGACCCGUGCCUUUAUAUUCCACGCUUUGCCCAGCUGCUGGAAUUUGGCGAGAAGAACCAUGACGUGUCCAUGACAGCACUAAGGCUGGUUCAGAGGAUGAAGAGGGACUGGAUGCACACUGGACGAAGGCCCUCUGGACUCUGUGGAGCAGCACUUCUAGUGGCCGCUCGCAUGCACGACUUUCGCCGUACCAUCAAAGAAAUCAUUGACGUAGUGAAAGUGUGUGAAAACACGGUCAGAAAAAGACUGGCCGAGUUUGAAGACACGCCCACCAGUCUGCUGACCAUUGAGGAGUUCAAGAAGGUGGACCUAGACCAGGAGUGUGACCCGCCAUGCUACACUGCAGGGAUUAGAAAGAAAAAAGUCCAGCAGCUGGAAGUGGAGCUAAGGAAGAAGAUGGAUGACAUUGAAGGUGAGAUUGAAGGCUACCAGGACGAGAUUGACACCAAGCUGGAGAGCAGUCGACCCAAACUGAAAGGAAUUUACGCUGCUUAUGCCAAAGAAGCCAUCGAGAACGACCUGGAUGACGUCAUCUCAUCCUCCUCAAGGAUGGCGGAUGGCAAGGUAGACGACGAAGAGGAGGAAGAUGAUGUACUCCAGGCGGUGGCCAAGCAUUUUGGUAAGGAGCUGGCCGAGCUCACCGUGGAGUCGCUCAUCAAGUUGGAGCAGAAUGGGGCUGCUGAGGCGGAGGAUGAGGAGGACGCGCCCAAGCGGAAAGGCCCGUCUCUGGCGUCCAUCUUGGGGACGAGCUUACCCACAGCGGCUACGCUGGGCUUGAGCAAGCCCAUCGGCAGCUGUGCCAAAGGAGCGGAAGAAAAUGGUGACUCUGUUGAAGGCGGUGAGCUGGACCUUAGCGGCAUAGAUGACAGCGAGAUAGAGCUGUACCUGCUGAGUGACCAGGAGAUCCAAGUGAAGACGGCGCUGUGGAUGGCUGAAAACUCAGACUACCUGAAAGAGCAGAAAGCGAAGGAAGCCAAGAUAGCCAUGGAGAAGGAGCAAGGCAUCUACAAGGAGAAGAAGCCCCGAGCAAAGCCGAGGAGGCACGCACCGAUCAGAGCCAACACGGCCGACGAGGCCAUUGAGAAGAUGCUGGAGCAGAAGAAGAUCUCGUCCAAGAUCAAUUACGAUGUGCUGAAGGACCUCAACGUCAAGCCUGACGCCGCUAGCCCCGCACGCAGGGCCGAGUCUCCCAGAGGACAGAGCACCGCCAGGCUGAGCGGACGCAACCGAAGGCCUGUCCGUGCGCCGCUCAGCCUAAGCACGCCGCUCAGCUCGCUGGGAAAAAGGUUACAGCCAUUUGUCACAGGGCAGCCCAACAAGAAGAUGGCAAUGCAGCAGACUUCCAGCCCCGCCCCCCUUCCUGUGCCAGCCACCGCCCCCACACCCCCCUCCGUGCUGGUGGAGAGCGGCCCGGUGGUCUACGAAGACGGCGCAGCGGCGGAGGAGGAGGAGGAUGAGCAGGACGAGGAGACCUGUGUCAGCGCCAUGGAGCUGAUGGGCAGUCAAGAUUAUGGCUGCGAUGACUACGAUGACGCCUUCUAGCGAUGACUUCUUUUCCCGUUGGGGUCCACUUUGCACAUAUUCAACGUUUACAAACUGGGACACAAUCUUACCGCACUCUGAGAGACGCGGGUGAGAUGACUGAGAUGACAGUGGGGUGCCGUCACGCAAACGAGGGACUUAGGCGGCAACAUGACAUAAAAAUGUAUUUGCAUUUAAAACGACAAAAGGACGUCUCCUUCACAAUCUUUGAACCUGCACUUGACUAGACAUAAUCGCCAUAACAACAAGUGGCGGGAUUUCACAUUGUAAAUAAACACAAAGCUUCAAGUGGUUCAUGUGACACUGGCUCGGCUGUUUGAAACAGGAAGUAACAUGCGUCCACUUAAAGCUGCUGUGUGUCACCAUUUUUUGAAACCAAAAAGAACACUACAGGUAUAUAAUGUCCUGCUAUUCAACGCUGACAUGUUACCAAGAGUGGUUUAAGAGAACAGGUUGCGCAAAAAAUGUGUCAUCUUUCACAACUACAAGUUAAACUGUAGGAAAAAUGGAAUAAAUUGUCGUGCGGACUCACAGCUUUCUGGUGUUCGCGUACGCACCUAAAAGCAGUCUGACAGAGGCGAGCAACAAAUUGCAGUCACGUUGUUAUGACUGGCUACACAUUCAAUGAUGGCUAACGCUAGUAGCUAAACUUUGUCAUAUUGCUAUCACUAGCUGACAAACAAAUAUUGUGUGUGUGUAUUAUGCAGGGCAUGGCUAAGUAUUCAACACAGGAAGAGGGUGAGCAAUAAGAUGUAUAAUACACUGGAAAGUUAGCACACUCUAGGCAGCCGCUCUCUGUGACAUACAGCAGCUUUGAAGAAGAAGAGUGGCAAUGAUGGACCCUACCUGCUAGAGGUCCUGCGACAAACGCUGGCAGAAGGUUCCGUUAUUCGAAAGGAAGGUCAACAAUCUGUUUAGGUGAAAACCAUAAUCCAUACAGAGGCAAUCCUUAUUUAUUUAGCCCUUUAAUUCAUUUAUUUAUUAGCAUCUUAGGGAGCGUUUGUUUGAUGAUAUUCUGAAAAUGUUAUUUUCGCUCCUCGUGAAUUCUUUUUCUCCGGACUAGCUUCAAGGAUGUUGUCCAGCAAGCAGACAGGUUUUUUUUUUUUUUUUAAUAUUGAUAUUUAUUUAGGCUUUUAUAAUUUUUGUGUUGGAAAGAGGACACUGGAGAUGUGACAGUGAGGUCACAUGACAUGCAUGUAUGAACGGGAGGUGCUGGUAAAUAUAUGAAUAAUGAACACUGGUCUUAUUCUCUUUCUUUGACUGUUUUGUUGUCUCAAAUGGAAUAAUUCCAUCAGUGCACUACAGUAAGUAUUCUGUAUACACUGUGUGUUCCAGAGUGUGUGAAUUUUGACAGUGUAGUCCAUUUUUGUUGUCGUACAUUUACUGGAAAUGACAAUUACGAUAUUUAUUAUUCUUUUUAGUGGUGAAUUGCAGCCACUCGAGCAUU
Dunckerocampus dactyliophorus (ringed pipefish) is the source of this 3722-nucleotide messenger RNA. RefSeq names its product BRF1 RNA polymerase III transcription initiation factor subunit a (gene brf1a). Gene Ontology annotation, cellular component: nucleus; transcription preinitiation complex; transcription factor TFIIIB complex. The record is from RefSeq and is a predicted model, not a curated record. The coding region runs from base 194 to 2275 and encodes 693 amino acids. Gene Ontology annotation, biological process: transcription preinitiation complex assembly; DNA-templated transcription initiation; transcription by RNA polymerase III. The transcript is spliced from 19 exons. NCBI's taxonomy places the organism in Eukaryota, Metazoa, Chordata, Actinopteri, Syngnathiformes, Syngnathidae. Gene Ontology annotation, molecular function: RNA polymerase III general transcription initiation factor activity; RNA polymerase III type 3 promoter sequence-specific DNA binding; TBP-class protein binding.